GGGUGACCUGCCUGCGCUUUUUUGCGAAAAGUCUCCUUGACGCUUGCAAGGAACAUAGUUUUGCGAUAAUUCUCCCGCUGUUUCUCAUCGCGCAUGAGGGGAGAUUUGCGCGAUGAAGCGGGCCCUAAGUCCUCAUCAUUUUCCUGGCGCCUUCUUUUCCUUGGGUUCAGGGCAUUCAUUGCCGCUAAAUUUUGUGGCCAAGCGCUCACGGCUCCCGAUCACGUGCGCAUGGGAGCAUGACUGUGAGCCUUUCGUGUGGUUGCAAGCAAGUGGUUGGAAAUUCUUCUUUAAAUUCAGGUUAUGCUCGCAGAUGAGUUCUCAGGGGAGACCUAAAAGACCUUACGGUGGGCGUCCUCUUCGACCUAGACAAUCUUCACACGCGUCCAGCGAUGGCCGACCAGUGCCAGAUCAUCCUGGCCAUGCCUCCUACUACACUUCUUCUGCUGAGGAAAGCAUGAUUCGAGGGGGCUCUAGUAAUGCAUAUGUGCCAUAUCGCGAUGUCUCGGCAGGUGCAGGGGAAUUGAUUUCGUCACUGAUCGAGGAGGAGCCAGGUUUCUUCCCUUCGGCCGAUUCUGUUCAUCCUCUUGUUGCAAGCCCUACCCAAUUGUCUGAAGCAACUACACGGGAAGUCAUGAUGCCUCCUGAAACGGAUCCUUUAUUUCCAUCAACAGUAUUCGAAUCCCCUAAGCCGUUAACGUCCAAGUCUUUGACAUCAAGUAGUUCUCCCCCCCCAUCCCGCCCGUCCUCUCGUGCUUCCGGUGCCCGUCAAGUUGCAGCUUCCCCUCCUGCGAAGGAUCCGAGGGCUCUUUGGGGGCAGCUCCGUAACGCGGUUCUUCCUUCCUUCCCAACACCGGCUCGUCAACUAACCAAUGAGUAUUCGCCUCCCCCUUUCCGCCCUUCCACUCCGUCCUCUAUCGCAUCUUCACAGAAACCCUCCCGAUUUCCUAAGCUUAGGAAUACAGUCGAACAACUCCGAAAGACUGAUAUUGAGUCAGAAAUUGAGUUGGCCUGCAGUACAAUACGGUCGGCAGUUGCUUCAGAUCCGGGAGUGUGGGGAUUGCAGCGUAGCGCCGAUGCUGAUCAUUCUCACAGUUCCAGUAGUGGCGGUAACUCUGGACUUGCGAGAAUUGGAAGGGGCUUGAGGCGGGUGCCGUCAACUGGAUCGGUGGCCACCGCUACAACGAAGAAACGGACUCAGUUUUCUGGGUUCUUCCAGUUGCAAUCAACUCUUUCUCACUUCUCAUCUCUUCCGGCUUUUUCUUACACCCUUCCUCGGCAGACAGAGGUCCUUGCUGUGCUACUGUUGCCCUUCCACUGGAGAUCCAAGGGCAACCGAAGAGUGAGUUCCGAAGAGGCGUGUUCUCGUGCUGUGGAUGUGUUUCAAAUGAUCUUGACCAAUUGGAAGUCGGACGCAAUUGAGGGAGAGGUUGAAAGAAUCUUGUGGUGCCUCAAAGCACUUGCCUUCAAUCACUCGGAGCAGCCAGUGUCGUCGAUAUCUAUGCACUUGAUGGCUUCAGUCACUACGUUGCUGCACAAUCCACCAGCCCUGAGGCCACACGUGCCUCCAAUCAUACAACAAACGAUCUUGCAGCACCUUAUUUUGUUUCAACGCACCGUAAUGUCAUCUCAGCAGCCGCUCGAGUUGUCCAAUAUUGCUCGCCAGGUAACAGAUCUAAUACACCAUGUCCAAGGUGGUGGAUUUGCUCUCACAGAUGAGGAGAGUUUGGUAUCUGAAUACAACCUUGUCCUCGACCAUCGGCUAAGCGCCGAAGAAAGAGAUCUUGCAAAUUCAUAUAUGUUCAGUGAGGCAGUCACGCGGCUCCUGCGGGUGGCAAACAUGAACACCCAGGCAUGGAUUUUAAAUCAGCUUUUGGAUUCUUACUGGCAUGCCCCUGGUACUCUCGGCCGUUCAGUUAUUGCGCCCAUCGCUCUGAGAAGGCUGAGUGCUUUCACGGAAUUCGCUGUUGACCGUCUGGGUGACGAUAAGCUCGCAGAGCAAAAUCCAGAUUCACACGAAACUGCCCGACUGAUCCUUGGUGUUCUCCGCUCUCGGAUCAUACCCGAAAGUUCCGCCUUAUUUGAAUCUAAUCCACUGUGCAUGUCUCAUGCAGUAUGCGUAGUCCUCGGAUUGCUUAAACAUCGAUCUACUCGUGACGACGCACACAGCAUCAUUGAUGAAUGGAGAGUAAGCGAAAUGGGGGCGACUUGGCGCGAUGCCCUGGAGCACGAGCUCAAGUCAAUGGCUGCGAGGGACGAACCGAAGCGGCUUUACUCCAACAUCAAGAGUGUGUUUGAAGGUACUUCCGGCCACUGCAGAAGAUAUCUCCUGUCGGUCGUGCUACCGUAUCUAUUUGACAGACUUGUUGCUGCGCCAAUUUCACCGUCGACACCUUUUACUACUCUGCUUAAUUCUAUUGCCCAAGCCUAUCCGCAGAUUUUCUACAAGCCUUUGUUUGACUGUGCGAGAACAAACAAGGAUUUGACUGUAGUGGCGCAGAUCCGGAUACUUGUCGCAUUGUCCGACCACAUACCUGAUCUCUUUGUCCGGAACGCGGAGAUGAUGACGGUAGCGCUUUUGAGCAACGUUGGUGCGACUGUGGGGAAAGGAAAAGCACGAGCGGGCAACACUCAAUGGGGUAAAGCACGGAUUGGACAGUGCGUUCUGAUGACCGAACUCCUCACGAAGCUUCAUACCCUCACGCCGAAGGUACCUAAUCUGGAGGCUUCCGUUUUUGACGUGCCACCUUCGGACGACUUCUUCGUUCAACUCGAGAAUAAAAUUGCAGUUCUUCUGAAUGCUAAGGAACAGACAAGUAUGAUUCCUUUCUCCCAGCGCAUCCUCCUUUGUCAAUUGUUCCUGAAAAUACGAUCAUACUCCCCCUCCACAAGACGUGCGCUCUGGUUACCUACUGUGGUCAACUGGGCCGCUCAGUGUGAUAUCGGUACAAUGUCCACUCCAGUCCCUCACCCUGGGGACGAUUCAUUCGAGCACAGUGAAGAGGGCCUUCUUGUUGAUGAGGAUGUAAUCGAGGAAGCAGAUUUCACCUUGUCAAAAGUAGGGAUGAUAUACACGUCUAGCUUUGCGCCCAGUAGGGUGUCCCAAACGACGAGUGCGCUUGUCCUGCAUGCUCUUGACUUCGCAGCAAUGGACAAAGUGAAUGCGUCAAAUCUGCAGGAACGCGAAUUUGUCAGAAAUAACUUUCCUCGGAGCGUUAAAGCUGCCUCGUUGCCGUUGCUCGUCGCAAUGUAUAGUCAGCUGCGGGAGCAUGAUUUCCGUAGAAUCCUGCCUUCGAUCUGGCUCUCAGGUCUUGAAAAUCCUGAUUCGCGUCUCGUAGCUUCUGCCUGCUUUUUGUUCAUGUUAUGUGCCGAGAAGUUACCAACGCAAGCAAACCGUUUGAUGGAAGAUGACUUACACAGCGACGUCAUCGAUGUCAGACAUCGUGCACUUCAGAAGCUGUCAAUAUUAUACAGUUGGCGCCAUCAAAUUUUAGCCCAAGUACCCGGUCAUACAGACCAUCGGCUUUUCAGGGUGGCUGCUAAACCUCUUCCCUUCGUAGCAACUGACAUGGGCAGUCAGAAAUGGGCAUCUAAUCAAGCACCGGAGGAUGCUCUUGUCCUGCUUGGUGCAUCCCUUCCAGGAGAAAUAAGACGUAGGCUUCUUGAAUUGGAUUGGAUCAGAACUGCCAAGGAAAAAGAGGAGGAGCGGUUAAUCAAAUGGCAUCAACUUCCUCUCUCGAUCCUUCCUAAGGUUACUUUCGAUGUUGCGGAACAUCAACAGAACAAUGCUCCUGCAACGCCCCAGUCGCCAAUGCCCACUGGGCCUGGGGCCAGUGGACUUUUGCGGAGGAAGUCGAGCAUUGGAUAUUCGGCUGUCCGCCGCAGGGCGGUUCUAGUGCCAUCAAUUGUGCAAACCAUCUCAAAGCUUACGAGUUUAUCCGAAGAUCACGAUCUUUUCGUUUCAGUCACAGCGCAACAGCUCCUGUUUUCUGCACUGAUAGAUGAUCCUUCAACCAUAUGCCGCCCCUCAAUCGAGGCACUCAAUGAUCCCUUCAGCACGUCCUCUGACACUGCCAGUGCCUUAAGCGCCUAUCUACAUAUUCAAACGCACCUUCCUCCCCUUCUUUCACACCAUAUUUUGAAUCAUUUGGCUGGACACGUCAAGAACCUUCUAAGGAACUCCGACUCUCCGAACAAACUUCCGCGCGUUGCCUCCGUCAUGCCUCUUGUCUCUCGAUUAGCAUCCACGGUUAGCGAUUUGACAUUCCGAGACAUGAAGCGAAAUAAGGCCGAAGCUUUAUUACUCCCCACGUUUUCCCUGUGGCUUUCGGACAUCACCCAUAUCAGCUCGCUCAGGUCACAAUCGCAAUCUUCGCAACCGCGAAAUGGGCAAGAUGAUGAAGAGUUCAUUCCGGAUGUGGUCACAUUCCGAAUUGCACAGAACAUGUUUUUAUACCGUCAUAUCCUUCGCCACCAGAAAGAUAUACAACUGAUACGAAGACAGUUCUCCGUGUUGCAACUUCCGUCCGCCCGAUACACCCUUCCUCUACGUCCAGUCGACUUCGUUCCCACAGCGAGAGAGGAUCCGUCUUCAACCACCGGUACCGUGCCUCACUUGUCUCUCACCCUUUCCCGCUCGUAUCUCUUGGUUACUCUGGAAAUUCUUCGUUCCAUCAGUCGAAGUUCUACUGACAUGUCUGAGGUAUCAAAGUUCAUCGAUGGAAUCAACCUUGUUAUGGUGGUUCAUGGAGAUGACCUUGGAAUUGUGAGCCAUUCUUUGAUGGCUUAUAUGACUGCGAGUACUCGCUUUUGGCGACUUUUCGCCACACAUUCUGGCUUUGGCAUGAUAAUGCCAGCCAUCCUUAAGGUCUACUGCGAAAGAUGGCAUCACACUGGGAUUCGCGCGGCCAUUGAGUACACCAUCCAACGCUUCUACGCUCUUCACGAAAAGGCGUUCAUUUUCCAAACUCUGGAUGCUUUUUCAAGGAUGUUAAUGUCACCAACCCUGACUUCCAGCAAAGAAGCGUUUGCGAACCAGGUGUUUCCUCUAUUCGUCUCGCUACAUACUGUACAACAGGGUCGCACCUUUGAUGCCGCUGGUAUCCACGGCUCGAACGUUGGCCAGGAACGCGAAGCAGUGCUGACACUCUUGAAUGAGAGUCCUGAGGUGCUCCUCCUUCCUUCGAAAUCACAAGGGGUGGACCCCACCAAUGAAGUCGUCCUUUCUACUUUCUCAAAUCUCGUCGAGAAAUGGAAGGGACGCCGAUUCCCCUUCGAGGAUCUCAUUCGUCUGAUACUGACUAUCAUUGCGCAUGCACCAACCGCUAAACGCGCAGAAGGCUUCCUACGGAUACUUCGAUGUUGGGCCGUUAAUCUUUAUGCGGACUCCACGAGCACUCGGACCCUACUCCAACAAGGUAUAGAAGCCCUAGGUGGGACCCUAUUCGGGAAAGUUGGCAGAAGACCCAGGGCUCAAGAUGCGCCCAAUACGAGCGACAGCCCGUAUCGAGACGAAGCACAGCAAGACGAACAGUCGAUAUCCACUUCCCCCGCCGAUCCCAACGUUUUACGCCAGGAGUACAUCGUCCUGGUCAUCAGGUUCAGUAGCGCUGGUGGGAUGUUGAGCACUCACACUUUGCGCGCCACUUUCGAGCUUGUACAGUAUGUAGUCAGAGAUCAAGGAGUAAGAGCGGGGACUUUGGCGACGGAUUUUGUGCAGCAAAUGACGAAACGAAUGCUGGCCAAGGAUGCGAGACUUCCCCCAAAACAAGUUAUACCAUUCCUCACGGAGAUUGGGAUCUUAUUUCGAGAACUUGACUCCGUAGUUGACCUCUCGAGCGUCAUCGACGCAGUGACAUCACUGAUCAAGGACGGCUCUUUCUCCUCUGACAGAGAAUUUGUUCAAACCGUGGUUUCACAGUUUUGUCGACAGGCCUUGGAAGCCUGCGUUCUUGCAGCAGGUGAGAGGCGUCUCCUUGAUUACGCCCCAAGACAGUCCAUCGUGUCGCUUCUCGUUGCGGCUGCGACGCUGCCGGAUUCUAUUGUUAUUUCGAUGAUCGAACAGCAACCACCUACGCCGGCCUUCCUGGCUUGCAUCAUGUUACCCUUUUGCUUUAGAGUCCAGUUUCAGGGCGUCACACCAGGCCGAGGUUGGAUUCGACUGUUAGCUUACGUCAUGGACGGGUACAAUCGCAUGCCGAGCAUGAAUGUGGAGAUGAACAGGAGCAACACACUGGGAGGCUCGAUUGAGAAGGCCGAAAAGGGUCAAAACCCCGGUUCAAAUGUGAAUCCUCGUGAGCGGUCCGCACGGGCGAUGGUUGUUUUACAGAUUAUCAAAGUUAUCGUCGUUCGAAUGAGUGUCGACUCUCAGUACAUUGUCCACGGUUUAUGGUCACGGAUAGCGAGCUUCAUCCGGCGUCUCCUAAUGGAAGGGAGCAUCAGCUUUGUAUUAUUUUUAUCUCGAGCGAAGACCCCGCAUGCGUCCAGGUCCACCAGCCCUUUCUCACCAGACAUUGUGGAGUCAAAGCGUGUCUCUUUCUCGUCCUCCGAUAUCCAUGGCGAAUCAAACGUUUCUCAUACUCUGCAACAAAUCCGAGCGAGUGAUUGCAUCCUUUCUUCAAUGCUGGAAUUCAUCACGCUUUACCGCUCACCACUCACCCUCCAACUGCGACCUUGGGCUCAGGGACUCUUUGCUGAGCUCGAGUCAUCCAAGCAGUCACUCGGGUUUCCGAGCCCAUCCCCUUCCAGUCCUGGUUCUAGAAGGGUAUCUUCCGUGUUCUCAAAAGUCCGACCACGCAGCACGCAGUCUCCUGAUAUCUCGCCGCAACCAACAUCUCAUGACCUUCCAUCGAUUUUGGCAAUGUAUUCAGAAGAUGAUCUCCGGCAAGCCGGGUACACAUUACCUCGAUCAAGGUCCGCCUCGCCGUCUCAUGUGGGCGCUUCCCGAAACAUUGUGCAUCUGGGCCCAGUCACGGCUCGGCGUGUAAAUUCUGAGGGUAGCUCAGAGGAUCACGCAGCAUUUGUUGAUCGAAUUGUUUCGGCGGACCUCCUCCAGAGUGCAGUCAAGAAGAUACACGUAGCUCAAGCCUGGUUCGGAUUUGGUAAUGAGGACGUGAUUGUUCAUGCCUGGACGAGGGGAGUUGCUUUAGAACGAAUUGCGGAAGAGACGAAAGGUUUUAUGCGCGAGUACCAGGACGUUUUCAGUCGUUCUGUUCGCGAUUCCUACGUCGAGGUGCUGCCAGUAUAAUUUAUGGCAGUAUUUAUGGAGUGUUUAUCAUUAUGCAUUCGGCGAUAGCCUGUACAUUUAUUCAUUUCAUGCCGUUAUGUGUUACAUAAGUUGAAGUCCGACGCUGCCUAUGAUCC
Messenger RNA from Cantharellus anzutake, 7359 nucleotides. RefSeq lists its product as uncharacterized. The coding region runs from base 113 to 7243 and encodes 2376 amino acids. The record is from RefSeq and is a predicted model, not a curated record. Gene Ontology annotation, molecular function: monoatomic cation channel activity. NCBI's taxonomy places the organism in Eukaryota, Fungi, Basidiomycota, Agaricomycetes, Cantharellales, Hydnaceae. The transcript has 12 exons. Gene Ontology annotation, cellular component: axon; cation channel complex. Gene Ontology annotation, biological process: monoatomic cation homeostasis.